AUGAUUUGUGUCUCUUUGCCAUCGCUUGUAGCAACGAAACACAAAUCAAUGUCACAACAAACACUAACCGUUCUUCUUUUUCUUCAAUUCACAUUCUUCAUUUCUUCACCAGUCACAAGUUUAUACUCUCCUUCACCUCCCGCCGCGCCGUUUUCCCAGACUACCCCUGACCCCGGCUUUUCUCCACGCGCCGAGUGGCUCUUCGCCCACGCCACGCACUACGACGCCACCGACACGCUCGGCGGAGCCUGCGGUUACGGCGACCUCCCCAAUGGCAUGGCCACCGCCGCCAUCAGCCAAGCCCUCUUCGACCGCGGCCAGAUCUGCGGCGCCUGCUUCGAGCUCCGCUGCCGCGAGGAGGACACCGACUUCGACCGCCGAUGGUGCAUCUUCGGCGCGUCGGUCGCUGUCACCGCCGCCAAUUUCUGCGCCCCGAACUACGGGUCCGACGCCGAGAGCCUCGGCGGACAUUGUAACCCUCCGAAGCAGCAUUUUGUUAUCCCAAUUGAAGUUUUCGAGAAAAUCGCAAUCUGGAAGACUGGCACUGGCAACAUGCCAGUGCAGUAUCGCAGGAUAAAGUGCAAAAGAGAAGGGGGAAUGCGGUUUACAAUUACUGGUUCUGGAAUCUUCAUUUCGGUGCUGAUCAGUAAUGUGGGUGGGAUGGGAGACAUUGUGGGAGUGAAGGUGAAGGGUUCAAAAACUGGUUGGCUUUCUAUGGGUAGGAAUUGGGGUCAGAACUGGCAUGUUAAUGCUUUACUGCAGAAUCAGCCUCUUUCUUUUGAGGUCAAGGGUAGUGAUGGAAUAGCUGUUACAUCUUACAAUGUUGCCCCCAAGAAUUGGACUUUUGGACAAUCUUUUGAAGGAAAGCAGUUUGAGCAUUGA
This is a messenger RNA of Sphenostylis stenocarpa, 882 nucleotides long. Lineage: Eukaryota; Viridiplantae; Streptophyta; Magnoliopsida; Fabales; Fabaceae. The record is from the annotation of a GenBank genome assembly.